Dracunculus medinensis (Guinea worm) is the source of this 1020-nucleotide messenger RNA. The record is from the annotation of a GenBank genome assembly. NCBI's taxonomy places the organism in Eukaryota, Metazoa, Nematoda, Chromadorea, Rhabditida, Dracunculidae.
AUGGACUUUUGCGUUGGCGUUGACGUUUCUCUCUCUCUCACUUUUGUUGAUGAUAUUCGGCGGUUGCGUUUUUGUUUCGAUAAGAUAAAUCGACAACAACGCAAAAAAUUUUUCUUCUUCUGGGGUAUCGUUUUUAUUAUUACCACCACUUUGGUAUUGAUCUUCAAGAAAGAAGUGGAUCAUUCAGCUUGUCAAAGAUCUGGGAGCACUAGUAGUGACGAUGAUGAAUUGGAACUUGGGGUUUUUGAUACGUAUAUAUUGCUGUGGGAUAUAGUCCGAUUAAAGCCGAUGUUAUGGAUGAUUGUUAUUCUUUUAACCGGAAAGGUUGCAUUUGGUGCUACUGAUGGCAUGACUGGUUUAAAAUUAAUUGCGAUGGGUAUGCCUAAAGAUAAAUUAUCAAGUAUGGCUGUUUUUUUAACUCCAGUGCAGGUUCUUUUGCCUUGGUUUAUUGGCAAAUGGACUGCUGGUUCUGGUCCAUUGAAUGUAUUUUUGCUUGCAUAUCCAUAUAGAAUAUUUAUGGGUGGUAUCUUUGCUGCUCUUGUUUGGUGGACACCAUCAUUCAGAACUGAAAGGGAUUUUUCAUUUAUCUUAUAUGUCUUAUGGAUUGUGGCUUAUUGUUUCCAUCAGGUAGCUUCAUAUUCGAUGUUUGUGUCAAUGAUGGCAUUCAAUGCCCAGGUAUCAGAUCCGAAAAUUGGUGGGACUUAUAUGACAUUGCUGAAUACAUUAAAUAACUUAGGCGGCAAUUGGCCGGUGACGUUGGUACUCUCCCUGGCGGAUUAUCUCUCUUACUACAUUUGCUUCACUAAAGGCUCGAAAAGUUCUUUAUAUUCAUGUAACGCAAAAGUUUUAUCAGACCAAUGCAAGAGCAGUGGAAAUGUUUGUGAAGUUGUUAUUGACGGAUAUUAUGUUGCGGUCGCGCUUUGCUCUGUGAUAGGGAUAAUCUGGUUUAAAGCUUUCUUCAAUAAAAUCAAAUGUUUGCAAAAAAUUCCGCGAACGGAUUGGCGAGUUUUCUCCAAAUAA